This is a messenger RNA of Paramisgurnus dabryanus, 958 nucleotides long. The record is from RefSeq and is a predicted model, not a curated record. Lineage: Eukaryota; Metazoa; Chordata; Actinopteri; Cypriniformes; Cobitidae.
UUGAUUGGUCAAUGGUAAACCUGUUGGGCGUGGACGUACAGGCUGAGGGUCUUUUUAUCCUAUAAAUACUGCGCGUGUUAAGGGAGACAAUUAUCGAACAGGAUCAGUCAGCAAUCAUGAGGUCUUUGGUUUUCCUUGUGCUCCUUGGAGCAGCUUUUGCUCUGGACGAUGACAAGAUCGUCGGUGGAUAUGAGUGCCAGCCCCAUUCCCAGCCCUGGCAGGUGUCUCUGAACGUUGGCUACCACUUCUGCGGUGGCUCUCUGGUCACUGAAAAUUGGGUUGUGUCUGCUGCUCACUGCUACCAGUCACGUAUUCAGGUCCGUCUUGGCGAGCACCACAUUGGCAUCAACGAGAAUACUGAGCAGUUCAUCUACUCUGAACGUGUCAUCCGCCAUCCCCAGUAUGACUCCUGGAUGCUUGAUAGUGACAUUAUGCUGAUCAAGCUUAGCUCGCCUGCUAGCCUCAACUCAAAUGUGCAGCCUGUGGGCCUGCCCUCUUCCUGCGCCCCUGCUGGCACCAAGUGCAUAGUAUCCGGCUGGGGAAACACCAUGAGCUCUACUGCUGAUAAAAACAAGCUCCAGUGUCUGGAAAUCCCAAUCUUGUCUGACAGCGACUGUAACAACUCCUACCCCGGCAUGAUCACAAGCACCAUGUUCUGUGCUGGAUACCUGGAGGGAGGAAAGGACUCUUGCCAGGGUGACUCUGGUGGCCCUGUGGUGUGCAAUGGCCAGCUUCAUGGUGUUGUGUCCUGGGGUUAUGGAUGUGCUGAGAAGAAUCAUCCUGGUGUCUACAGCAAGGUCUGCGUUUUCAGCCAGUGGCUUCAAAACACCAUGAGCGCAUACUAAAGUGGAUCCAAAAACACACCUUCAAAGUCACAUGUUACCUCCAAUUCUGCAAUCCAUCAAAAAAAAAUUGUAUUGGAGAUAAAAACAAGUGAAAAUAAAAGAUUAAAAAACAA